UUUUUUAUUUUUUGACCAUUUCUUCCCUUUGUGCUUUAUAUCUAUAUAUAUGAUCAUGUACAUCUCAAGCCUCAAAGAAGAUACUACACAAAUCCAUAUUUGAUUCAAAUCACUCAAGAUGAUGGAUUGGUAUUCAUGGCUAUCAAAGAGUGGCCUUGAGCCAUCUCUUGUGUAUGAGUAUGGUCUUGCCUUUGCACACAAUGAGCUUGAGCAGGAAGACAUAGCAUACUUCAACCAUGAGUUUCUUCAAAGCAUGGGGAUCUCCAUAGCCAAACACAGACUGGAAAUUCUCAAGCUUGCAAGAAAAGAGAAAGCAGCCAAAGCUCAAAGAUCAAUGUCAAGACUUGUUUUUGCAAUUAAGAGGACAAAAAAGAGUCUUGCGAAGUAUUUGAGGACUUGGGUUCAUGGUGAAGUGUCAUGUUCAUCAUCUUCAGCUCUUGUUGUUGUUCCCAGGCCUGCUUGUUAUGAAGCCAGAUGGAGAGGUGCCAUGUUGAAGAGGAACAAGAAGUUAACCAUGGCAAAAGAAGGGAGAUUGUUGCUCACAAACGGAAGCCCCAUGGUGGUAUCUGGACCGCAGAGAAUUCAUAGCUUUUCAAGUCCAAUGGCUCUUGAUUACCAGAAGGAAGAGAAAUUUGAUGCUGGUGAUGAUGAUGGAUAUUGGUCAAGUGGCGUUGAAGAAUUCAGAUGGGAUACCAUGUUUCAAGAUCUAAAACCCACAUAAAAGGUUGUCUUCGAUAUUUUUUUUUCCUCAAAUUUGAUUCAAUAGGGGCAAAAUUUAUCCACUUUCCCUCAAUUUUCCAUACUCAUAUGAAAACUUUCUUCUGGGUUUGUAUCAAGUUUCAAAGGGAUUUCUACAGUUCUGUGUCUAGCCAAAUUAAGGGAGGUGAAAAAACAUUUUUCCUUCUAAAUUUGAAUGGUGAGAGAUGGAUUUUUAGGGUUCUUCCACCAGCUGCUUGUCAAAGAAGAGUUAUUUAAUCUUUUAUCUUUUUUUCUUUAGUGGUGGGUCAAGUUAAAGCCAUACUUUAGCAGCAAGGGUCUGUUUCAGUAAUCAGGCUGUCUCCUACUUUUUGUAUGCACUAAUUUUCUUUCUUUCAUUCUUUCUUUAAUAGACAAGAAGGCAAUGGUGUUCAUUGUCUCACUUGUUGAGCAGAGGAUUGUUGUGUUAGGCUUAUGCAAAUAUGUAGCAAGUUCUGGUGUUCAAAAUACUCAGAAAAUUGUACUGGUAGAGGUGUUCAUAUGAAUAUGAAUUAUGAACCAUAGGAUGAGUGAAUACAUUUUCUUUUCUUUCA
Messenger RNA from Mangifera indica (mango), 1289 nucleotides. RefSeq lists its product as uncharacterized. The record is from RefSeq and is a predicted model, not a curated record. Gene Ontology annotation, molecular function: protein binding. Lineage: Eukaryota; Viridiplantae; Streptophyta; Magnoliopsida; Sapindales; Anacardiaceae. Bases 119 to 721 code for a protein of 200 amino acids. The transcript has a single exon.